AUGUCGGCGUCGGGCGGGCGUCUUGGGCCGGUUGGUGGUCGGUUGCUGUGCGGGAAGGCGUGUAAACAAAAUAACACAGCAAGCGAGAGCUUGACGCUUCUCUUGCUCCAAGUCACGACCAGCCAUCUACCAGCAUCAUACUCGCAGCAGAUACUAACCAUGUCUGUUCACGCGGAGCCUCCGCCAUCUAUCGUAUCGGAACCGCAUGGCAUCAAUUAUGCUACCUCCAACCAACUGGGCAAGGGCGGCUUCGCCAUUUGCUUCAAAGCUGAACGUCUCGAACGCGACCAACCCACCGGCCAUGUUGUUGCUCUGAAGAUUGUCAAGUCUAGGAUGGAGCCCGCCAAGCUAGCGCAAAAGUUCAUCACCGAAUUGCAAAUUCAUUCCAAACUCUCCCAUCCUAAUAUUGUAGGCUUCCAUCGCGCAUUCUCUUUUGGCGAGAGUACCUACGUCGUCCUAGAACUCUGCUCCAGCGGCUCGCUCGCAGACAUGCUGAAGCGUCGCAAAAACAUCACUAUGCCCGAGAUCCGUCGCUUCAUCAUCCAAGUCUCUGGCGCCGUCAAAUACCUGCAUGCGCGCAACAUUGUCCACCGCGAUCUCAAAACCGGAAACUUGUUUCUUGACGAGAAGAUGAACAUCAAGGUCGGUGACUUUGGCCUCGCCGCAUUGCUUGUCAGUGGAAAAGACAUGGACGCAAAGCGACGAACUACCAUGUGCGGCACACCUAAUUACCUAGCCCCAGAAAUUCUGGAGAAGGGCAAGGGUCACAGCGAAAAGGUCGACCUAUGGGCUAUUGGUAUCAUCGCAUAUACUCUUGCCGUCGGAAAGGCUCCAUUCCAUGCAUCAUCCAAGGAAGAAAUCUACAAGAAACUGAAAGCAGGCGAUUAUUCAUGGCCGGAACUGUCUUCGAUCACAAACGAAAUUUCCGCAGACCUACGAGACUUGGUCUCGUCUCUACUGGUCUCAGAGGAGCUGCGCCCUUCUCCGGAUCAAAUUGUUUCACAUCCUUUCUUCAAGAUCGCCUUUGUUCCCAGACAAAUGAGCCGGGCUCAAGUCAGCAAAGUUCCCACAUGGCCCAACGUGCAACCGCCGAGUCCAGAGGUGCUCCAAAGAGGCUACAGUGAAUCCUGGUGGUAUGUCUGCAAGGAGUCUGGAGUUGGUGAGUAUGCACCAGGCAAAUGCUUCCAGCUCAAUGCAGGAAAGAAAAUACGCAGCAUUGUGAGAGACAUCGAAAGGGAGGUUGCCGCAGGUCGCCAGCCCGUGAUACCUAUUCCAUCAGACACAGUUUAUAUGUCGCCGAACAGCAACAGCAUCGACGCAUUCCUUCCCAUGAACGCAUUGCCAGAAAUUGCUGAGGAGCGCGAGCCCGACACAAGACAGCUCAAGGAGAUAUGCCAUAAUGAGGUUCAGCCAACAUCCAGAGAGAACAGCGCAGACGAGACUAAGAAGAAGAAGGAUGCCGAGCUGAUGCCUCCUCCCCCUCGUGUUAGACGAGCAGGGCCGAUACGAAGGACGCGCGCAGUCACGGAUGACAAGGAAGAAAAUGCUCCCGAGUCCACUCGCCAAUCUUCUCGACUGAACACGCUCAGCCAAACUAACACUUUGAGUCAAACCGCCUUCAGCGGCACGAAUUUCCUCCCAUCAUCUUCACAGCCUCAGAGCGGAGAGAUCAUCCCAGUCUCAAAGCGAAGCGAGAACCUUGGAAGACCGGUCCUCCCACCACCUCCAGCCAUGACUGCAAAACUCCCGGUUCCAAGGAGAAAGGCUCUUGAGACAACUUCAGCUUUCCCAGGAUCAGAUCCGACAGCAGUGUUGGAGCGACUGAAUGCAUUCAGAGACAAUCUAGCCUCGGCUUUGGAGAAGAAGCAUUUGGCGCCUUCCCGACGAGUACCGCAACAACCGUCGAAACCGCUUCCGUUUGUGAGUCGAUGGGUAGAUUAUAGCAAGAAGCAUGGUGUAGGAUACGUUCUGGACGAUGGUACAGUGGGAUGUGUCAUCAACGGCUCUGCAGCCAGCGGAACACCCGUGACCCAUGUGGCAGUCAAGAAUGGAGAACGUUGGCUCGCACGUAUAGGAAAGCGCUUUGAGCAUCUGGAACAUGUUCCGUUCAGAAUGUUCGAAGACCAUGGAGCUGCUGGACUGGAAAAGCUUGAUCUCACGACCAGAGAUGAGAAAAUGAGGGAAAGGUUACGAAUGCUCCGCGUUCUAUGGGUCAAGUUUGGAAGAUACAUGAGCCAAACGCUCAACGCAACUGAGACGACAGAUUGCGCGGACGAUGAAAUGGAUGUGGACUCGGACUUGCUCUUUGUUCGGUUUUACCAAAGAUCAGGCAAUGUCGGUAUCUGGGGAUUCUCGGACGGCUGUGUCCAGCUCCAUUUCCCCGAUCAUACCAAAUUCGUUAUCUCCGCUGAUGGUUUGCAUACUUCUGCGACACUCGUGCCAGUCGAGGGCGUGCGCGCAAUUGAAGAGAAGCAUGAUUUGCCAACCAAGCUGCUCAGAGAUCGCCAGACUUUGGUGCAUUCAAUUCAUGCUUUGUUGUACGGCUCGCAGCCCGGAGCGCGUGGGCGGAAGCUGUUCGCCGACAUGGUUCAAGCCAACAUGGUCGAAGAAAAAUUGUAUUUGCUGCUUCAAAUACUAGAUCAGUGGAUAUCAGGAGGUGGUCUUGGUUGCACGGGCGUUGGAGAGGAACGCCUGCAGUGGCAGGGUUCUUGGGUCAACGAGCACGCGCGCAAGAUUGACUGGGUGACGGUGGGCAGGCUUGGGGGUGACGAGGUCAGAUCAUAA
Aureobasidium melanogenum CBS 110374 is the source of this 2784-nucleotide messenger RNA. RefSeq names its product Pkinase-domain-containing protein. Gene Ontology annotation, cellular component: cytoplasm; centrosome; spindle pole. The record is from RefSeq and is a predicted model, not a curated record. Gene Ontology annotation, biological process: mitotic cell cycle; regulation of protein localization to mitotic spindle pole body; protein phosphorylation. Bases 1 to 2784 code for a protein of 927 amino acids. NCBI's taxonomy places the organism in Eukaryota, Fungi, Ascomycota, Dothideomycetes, Dothideales, Saccotheciaceae. Gene Ontology annotation, molecular function: ATP binding; protein kinase activity; protein binding. The transcript is spliced from 5 exons.